AUGGGCAAAAAAUCGGGGAAGCACAAGGCAAACACCGGUAACGACUUGCAGCUGCCUCGUCCUGCGGAGCAGGUCCGAUUCCUCUACCAGCCGGCGCUGCCGGGCGGCGACGAGGCGAGCACGCUGAACAAGCUUGCCGAGCGCGCCGGGGAGAGCACAGCGAGCUGGAAGGCCAAGAUAGAAAGCCGCGUGCUGCAGCUGAACGCUGCCGUGCACGAAGAGGCGGCCGCCCUCGUAGGCCGGCAGCCCGAGCCGUACACCGUUAGACACAGCUUCACGAAGUUCAGCGGGCUCAGCAACCGCGCUGCGAAGCGUGCCGGGCUGCUGUCCGUGGGGCCGGAGGUCGACUUCGAGCACGCCCAGGUGCUGCGCACGCUCUGGCAGGAGUACAUCGCGGACGUGCUCGGCAAGCACAGCGCGCCGGCGCACGUCGCACGCAACCUCGCGCUGUGCGACCUGCACGGCGCGUACGUAGAGGUCGUCGGCAGCGCCUGCGCCGCCUACGCCUUCUACAUCGUCAGGAGCGACUCGAGGGUGGCGCUGGUGCUCAAGGAGGGCACGGUGUUCGCCCUCGAGUGGGACCGCUGGAAGUUCCACAUCCACGGGGCGCACCUCGCGGCCACCCCGGCGCAGCGCAGCAAGCGCAAACUCAAGGCGAAGGCAAAACUCUGA
Molecule: messenger RNA, 672 nt
Organism: Babesia bigemina
Lineage: Eukaryota; Apicomplexa; Aconoidasida; Piroplasmida; Babesiidae
Exons: 2
Coding region: 1-672 (223 amino acids)
Biological process (GO): tRNA 5'-leader removal; rRNA processing
Cellular component (GO): ribonuclease MRP complex; ribonuclease P complex
Molecular function (GO): ribonuclease P RNA binding
Source: RefSeq, a predicted model, not a curated record